Drosophila pseudoobscura is the source of this 2900-nucleotide messenger RNA. RefSeq lists its product as uncharacterized. The transcript has 6 exons. The record is from RefSeq and is a predicted model, not a curated record. NCBI's taxonomy places the organism in Eukaryota, Metazoa, Arthropoda, Insecta, Diptera, Drosophilidae. Bases 171 to 2813 code for a protein of 880 amino acids.
GGAACUAGUUGCCUGGUACUAAAGGGAUGUUUUUUUUAAUUUUUUCCUUUUAUGUUGAUGUUUUGUCUUGAUGUUCCAGCGUACUUUAAUUUAUGGGUGCCACGUGCAACUUCAUUCAUUCUUUUCAUUCGCAUCAGAAAGAGAGAAACGGACGAAUGAUUUAAAAUUUGAUGCGCAAGCACAUUAAAAUGGGCAAUUCUGGCAGCUCCCAUCAAUUAAACAUCCAGAGACAAAAUACGGACCCCAGCCCACAUGCUAAAAAUCUCUCACAACAAUUUCGGCAAAGCUCACAUCGUCAUUACGACUAUUCAAAGCCUGAUAUAAGGUCGAGUCCUACUCCACAGAAAGGGUACAGCCAGCAAUGGCGGAGGUCGUUUCCGACGUCAAACAGUCAGAAGGUAAUAAAGUAUAAAACAGAUGAAAAUGUCCAAUUUAAAGUACUUCCACGGAUUGACAAGAGCCUUCACUUACGAGCCACUACAAAUGGAGCAAUACUCAAUUCCGGAGGUACGAUCAGCGGUCGAAGGCUGAGUGAAAACCCUAUUUCAUGCCCAACGAAUGCGCCAAUGCAACGAUCGCGGACCUUCAUAGCCGGAUCUACAAAUCAUUCAUUGCAGACAGAGUUUACCCGUUCACAAACGCUUCAUCAUGUUAAAGCUAAUUACAAAAAAGACAAUUUAGUAUCAAAUACAAAAUCGAAUUUGACCCAAAUGCAACGCCACACAUAUUCAGAACCGGAACUCGUGAACAAAAAUAAUAAAGAAACUGCGACGAAUCAAUCCAUAGCUAGAUCGGAGAAAAAGAACAAGUAUACUAAAAAACGUAGGGCUCCAGAAGUGCCUACCGAAUCAAUAAUUAUUGUACCAGCCGUUCAUCCAGAAACAGCGGAAAAAGAUAUCUCUACAAGUGUGAGGAUUACAAAUGAACAGGGCAGACAAACUCAUUUUUCGAAAAAUACAGAUCGACUACCUACAGUAAAUAAAGGUUCAAAUUUAUCAUUUAAGAGGAAAAGUGCGGAGCGAAACUCUGUUGGUGGAAAUUGCAGGCCAAAUGUACCCAUAAAUCAGUCGAAAUUGGCUUACAGGCGUGAAAAAAGUUCAGACGCGAUUAUAAUAAGAAGCAAAAAUGCAAAGGAGGCUAAUGUUAACACAGAAAGCACUGGAGAAAAGAAAACGCAUUACAAACACAAUAACCAUUCAAGUAAAGAAUCAUCCAUGAAUCCUGCUCCGAAUAAAAAAGAUACAGAAGCUCAAAAACACAGGCGAACAUUUUAUUUCGGCAUGGAUGUCAACACUAUCACAGAGACUCGGCAAGAUUCUCAAGAAAACAAAAUUAUGCAACCAAUUUAUGGACUUCAGCCAGAUUCUACCGGGAAGAAUAUCGUCUCUAUCCCAACUGCUCAUAAUACCGAGAAAAACUUGAAUUCAAAUGAAGGUACAUCGCUGCUUUUCGUUCCAAAUUACGAUAUUGAGUAUAAAAAGUCAACAAGUCAAGAGGACAGCGUUGAUGAUAACGGCUUGCGGCUUUGCAUCCGUCCUACUUUGCCACGUCGCCAACUUGAUACGCCGUCCUUUAGCCCGGCGUUAGCUUGGCGCACUCUUCUUGAUGAUGACGUUCAGAUUGAUAGAGAAAUUAAUAUAUCAGAUCCAAAUGGUUACCAAAAAACGGAAAAAAACGAGUUACCAAUUCAACCGAGCAUUAUUUACGAAAUAAGACAUGUGCGCAAAAUAAACAAGUUGCAAAAUGCAUGGACGCCUGAACAGGACCUGUGCGAUCAAAUUGAUGAUACAGCGGGGAAUCUCGUCACAGAUUCAGACUCGAGCUCGGACGACUAUCGCUCUAAAUGUGAGGGAGAAGCUUUAUUAUUCUACGGUAGCAAGUCAAAAAUAUCUUCCCAUAAUUCGGUAUCACCCCUCCACACCUUUAGUCUUUCCCUGCCUAGAGAUGGUCACUUACAACAUGCGCGGAAGCUUGAUAAUUUAAAGUCAAAUGAUGUAUGCAUUUACAAAAGCCUUCGGAAGAGAAAGCCUGAAUUUUUUUUCAGCAAACGGCCGGGUUGUCAGGCUUCCAUCUCAAAUAUUCCGACUACGGGUAUUUCUACAACAAAAAUUGAUGGCUUCGAGAACUGGAUGCUGCAUAAAAAUGUCGGCAAAAAUGGAGUUGGCUUGAAUAGAAUUAAGGAUACAAAUAAUAGCCAGGAAUUGCCUGUUAUUGAACAACAAUCACUAAAAACACUAGCUGGGGGAAAGCACGUAAUGUAUUUGCCCGGAAACAACGACAAGCCCGCUUACAAUAGCUCCAGAGGUGAACUAGAAACUUGCAAAACAAAACCCAGUCGUCAUUUCCAAAGCCGACAACGCCACGUACCUGAAAACCUGCAAGAUAGAACUCCAAUAUAUCCAAUUACGAGUGCAACUGAAACGAAUGUAAAAUUAGCUGAUAGGUUUCAUCAGCGAUUUACAUUUCAUAAUCCAGUCCGCUUAUUGGAGAAGUUGUAUUCAGAUAGAUCAACAAGAGAUGUCGAUACUGAAAAUAUUCACAGAAGCGAGGUUGAAGCUUUAAAAAGAGUGGAGGAAGAUUUUCAACGCAAUCGUGCAAAUGAAAAAGAGAGUAUUCGUCAUCAGUUACAACUUCAUUUUGGUCUUGAAAGUAAAAACAAAGGACUUUACCACAGCCUGCCCAAUCCAUCAAUGCUUGAAAGCUUUUCUUCCAUUGACAUAAAUGACAGUAACAAUAACACGUUUUGUCGAGAUGAUCCGGAGGGCUGUGCGUCCAACGCGUUCCCUGUGGGUCCUGAAGGUAACACCUGCUGAUCAUUAUGAGGUGCGAUAGAUAAUAAGUCUUCCCCGAAAUUCAUUAGCAAAUAAAUAUGUAUAUAAAUAAACAAAUUGAGGGGUUAA